Messenger RNA from Passer montanus (Eurasian tree sparrow), 3489 nucleotides. Its product is annotated as alpha-1-antitrypsin-like. The transcript has 5 exons. The record is from RefSeq and is a predicted model, not a curated record. Lineage: Eukaryota; Metazoa; Chordata; Aves; Passeriformes; Passeridae. Gene Ontology annotation, biological process: negative regulation of endopeptidase activity. The coding region runs from base 272 to 1570 and encodes 432 amino acids. Gene Ontology annotation, molecular function: serine-type endopeptidase inhibitor activity.
UCUGCGAGCAUGGAAGCAACAGAGACACAGUCUCUGCUCCAGUCCUUCUUGUCUACAGCCCCAUAACCCAUGCACUGUUAGCAUUUGUCUGGGUUGGAAAAAUUGUCCAAAAUAUCCAAUGUCAUUACUGCUUGUUGUGCAUUCUCACUGGCAGCUUUUAUUUGAACUAAUUAAUGAUUAAUGGAGUGCUCUGAUUAACUCUGUUUAAUGGUACUGAAGGUAAGAAUGAGCAGACAAGACCAGACUGUAGCAAUAAACAGCUGAAAGCAAAAUGAAGACCACUUUCUCCUUGUGUCUAUUGCUAGUUGGUUUGCAUACUGUUGCCCUGCGUCAUCAGCAUCCUCGCUACCGUAAUAAGCAGGAUGAUGUUAAAGGGACAUAUUAUCCAGGACAUGGUUCUCAGUGGGAAGAAGCUUCUCCACUUAAGAACAAAACCUUUGUCAAGCUAGUUUUCAGCAACGCUGACUUUGCAUUUUCCUUUUAUAAGCUGGUUGCAUCUGAAGCAACAGACAAAAAUAUUUUCUUUUCACCCAUAAGCAUCUCUACUUCCUUUGCAAUGCUGGCACUUGGUGCCAAGGCUGUGACACUGACACAGAUUUUGGAAGGGCUUGCCUUUAACCUGAAAAAGACUCAGGAGCAGGAAAUACAUGAAGGUUUUUGCCAACUCCUCCACAUGCUGAACCGUUCAGAUAGUGAGUUCCAGCUGAGCCUGGGCAAUGCCCUUUUCAUAGAAGAGACACUAAAACCACUACAGAAGUUCUUGGAUGAUGUCAAAAGCUUUUACGAAUCUGAAGUCUUUUCUACUGACUUUAACAACUCUGUUGGUGCUGAGAGUCAGAUCAACAGUUAUAUUGAGGAAAAGACAAAUGGGAAAAUUGUUAAACUAGUGGAAAAUCUUGAUCCUCUGACUGCAAUAGUUCUCAUUAACUAUGUCUUCUUUAAAGCCCAUUGGGAGAAACCCUUCAGUACAGCACUGACAAAACAGGAGGACUUUUUUGUGGAUCAGAAUACAUCUAUAAAAGUUGACAUGAUGUAUCGAAAGGGUUACUACAGAAAUUACUUUGAUGAAGAGCUGUCCUGUUGGCUGGUUCAAAUACCUUACAAUGGAGGUGCUGCAGCAUUGUUUGUUUUGCCUGAUGAAGGGAAGAUGAAGCAGGUAGAAGAUGCCCUCUUGAAAAGAACUGUAACUAAAUGGGAAAAGUCCCUCCAAGACAGAAAAAUACACCUGCACAUUCCAAAAUUUUCUAUUUCUGGUACCUAUGAUGUGAAAAAUAUAGUCAAACAAAGGGGUAUGGUCAAUCUGUUUACUGAACAAGCUAAUCUCUCAGGGAUUACUGAGGAGCCUGGACUGAAGGUUUCAAAAGUGAUCCACAGAGCCAUGCUGAAUGUUCAUGAGAAUGGCACUGAGGCGGCCGGAGCCACAGUGAAGGAGAUUACCUGGAGAUCUGGGGAUUUUCCUCGCCCACCUCGAGUCAGAUUCAACAGACCAUUUCUCCUGCUGAUUCUGGAUAAGUUCACCCACACUGUCCUCUUCAUUGGGAAAAUUGUAAACCCUCAGAAAAAUGACUGAUUGACAAAACUUAUGCACAACACUGGCUAAAUUCCUGUGAUCCAGUGAAACACUUAUGUAUGCAUACCACCCUGUGCUAGUGCUCAUCUUUCAACCAUUAUCCUUAGAAACCUUAUUAAUCCCUUACAACACAAAAACUGUUUUUCCUUGUCCAAAAGUCACUAGGAUUUCCCACAGCCUACACCUGAAUAUAGCAUGUAGUGUUAAUGAAAUACAAGUCACUUUUCACCAGUUUUGUAAGAAGCCCUUUCUGACAUGCUCCUGUGGGCUAUUCAGUUGGUCCAAGGUCUCCAAUUGAUGUAGGUACUACUGUACAGUCACAGGGUGUGCAUGUGAAAGGAGAAACAGAAAAAAUUAGGUAAAAAUUUAGUCUGUUUAAUCCACUAACCCUUGAUGAAUACUCUUAGAUGCAGAUUUCUUUAAUACUGGAGUGAAUUUUCAUUAAUUUCUUUAAGUUUUGUAACCAAGCGUGGCAUGAAACUGCAGGAACAGUGACUGAAACAUUGGAGGACACCACCAAUGUAAAGGACUGAUGAAUGCAGCUGUUUUAGCUUGCCUUCCUCUGUCUCCUCCUCAGCAGAAGCCCUCAGCCUGGAGACAAGAAGGCUGCUUUGCUCUACAGAUAAUUUCAAUUCUACUAAGGAAGGAAUGCAUAGCAGAAAAUAGACUUUUGUUUUAUCCUACUAAUAUAAUGAUUGUUGCUAAUGCCUUGAGAUAAAAGACUGAUGGAGUAGUCCAUGACAUAGCACCAGUUUCCUUUUCACAGAUUUGUUGUCACUGUCAUUUCUUGUUUCUACUGAUGCCGCCUUCGGUAUUCACGUUCCAGCUAGACUUGACAGAUUGUGGUAGAAAAAAAGGAGGAAUGCAAAUUAUAACUCCAGAAAAUUUGCAUUUCCUCAGUAGGAACUGCAGAGCUUUUCUAGAGACUGUUAACUUUUAAGCUAUCAUAAGCACACAUAAAAAAUACAGAAAAUAUUUCAGAAGUCACUUUUCUAAAUGUUAGCAGUGGAGUAAAAGCAGACUGGGAAUUGACAUUUGUACAUUUUCUUACCUUAAGGUUCCUUGAAUCCAGCUGCACUACAUAAUUGCAUGGUUAUGAAAGAAACAUAACUUCACUUACAAAGCAGUAAAUAUUUAAAUUAUUUUAUUAUCUUUUGCUUUAGUUUUUAAAUUAACACGUUUAGCACAUCUUAUUAAAAUAUAGAAAGCCAAAGAAAGCAUGUAAAUUAUAGAUUGAUUAAAUCUUUUGUUACAGAAUAUCUCAAAGUAGUAGAAAAAAAUAUAAAUUACAACCUUUUGGAUCUUAGUUUCUUAAGAUGUCUGUGAAAAAUAUAACAUAAAAACUGUGGUGAAUAUUUCUAAAACACAAUUCUUUUUUUGGUUUGGAGAUCUUUAUUUUCUUUUACAUUAAAUCAGUGUCAUCAAUAUGAGUAAAUUGUAGCCAUAAUUGUAGUAAAUAUGUACACCAAUAAGGAAUAGAAAAAACAUUCCAUGUCUAUCUGCAGACAGGUAACACUUGAUAUUUACUUUUAAAGCCCUCCUCAAAAUCACAUAAAUUAAUGACAAAAGUUUCUUACUCAUAACUUAUUUAGUAUGUUCCAUAUUUAGUAACAAGAAGUUGGCUUCAUUCCUCUAAACAUAUAAUGACUUGGUCUAGGUGAAAUAGAGGAAAAUUUAUUCUACAGAAGAUCAUUUAAAACUUCUUGCCAAAUCUCAGGGCUAACUCAGGAUGAAUUGUCAAAGUCCAGCUUUGCAAUGACAAAUAACUCUGUAGGCAAAUAUCAAGACUAUGUUUGUUGUUCAUCAUGGACCUCAGAUCAAUAGUCUCUGUUUGUUAGUAGGAAAAGAUAUCUGAGUGCUAUUUUGCCAACCACAUCUCACUUUGAGAAGCAACCUUGCCUCUUAACUCAUUUGAAAGU